This is a messenger RNA of Erigeron canadensis, 2314 nucleotides long. Its product is annotated as pentatricopeptide repeat-containing protein At3g12770. NCBI's taxonomy places the organism in Eukaryota, Viridiplantae, Streptophyta, Magnoliopsida, Asterales, Asteraceae. The coding region runs from base 71 to 1888 and encodes 605 amino acids. Gene Ontology annotation, molecular function: protein binding; RNA binding. Gene Ontology annotation, biological process: RNA modification. The transcript has a single exon. The record is from RefSeq and is a predicted model, not a curated record.
AUCAGUUACCACGGCUGCCGACACAAAAUAAAACUAACCAUUCUCAAUUUACAUAUUUCAUAAAUCACACAUGUCCUCCCAAAAGCUGCCACAACAUCUUCUCCAACUAGUCCAACUAGCCAAACACAAUCACUCUCUAAAACUAACCAAACAAGCCCAUGCACAAAUUCACUCUAUGGGUUUUCACCAAAACCCCAUUAUCUUAACAAAUCUCAUCAAUGCAUAUUCUCAUUCUCAAAACCCACUUCAAUCUUUAAAGCUUUUCAACACCAUCAGACUCAAAGAUGUCUAUUUAUACAACACAUUGAUGAGUGCAUUCACAAAACACAAUCUUUUUCACCAAAGUUUUGAUCUUUUUAACGAAAUGAGCCGGUCCGUUGAUUGCUUACCUGAUGGGUUCACAUUUUCGGUUUUAGCUAAAGUUUCGGGUUUGAUUGGAGACUUUUUGGUUGGUAAAUGGGUUCAUGGGAAGUCUGUGAAAUGUGGGUUUGAAAAGGAUAUUGUGUUGAUGAACUCUUUGAUGUCUAUGUACGGAAAAUGUGGCGUGAGUCAAGAAUCGCGUAAAUUGUUUGAUGAAAUGCCUCAAAGAAGCGUUUCUUCGUGGAAUGUGAUGUUGUCGGGAUAUGUUGAUGGUGAGACAUAUCGAGUUUGGGGUUUUUUUAAGGAGAUGUUGGAUGAAGGAUUUAGGCCUAAUGAGUUUACUUUGUCGAAUUUGCUUCCAUUGUGUGGAAGCGGGUUGGGGAAGUUUGAUUAUGGAAGGGAACUUCAUUGUUACAUUAUAAGAAAUGGAAUGGAUCUUGAUGUUAAUUCGGGUGUUCAUUUAGACUGUUGUUUGAUAGACAUGUAUUCAAGAUUCAGUAAAGUGAGUUUGGCGCGACUUAUAUUUAACCGUACGAGGUUUAAAAAUGUAUUUGUGUGGACAGCAAUGAUGAAUUGUUAUCUGCAAAAUGGCGACCCUGAAGAAACUGUGUGUCUAUUUCGUGAAAUGCUAAGAAAUGUGGUCGAGCCAAAUGAGGUUUCUGUUUUAACUCUUCUCUCCGCUUGCAAUAUAGUUGCAGGCUUAUUAGGAGUAGAGCAGAUUCAUGCGUUUUCUGUUAGAAUAGGUUUUGCAGAUCACACGUCUUUAUGCAAUUCUUUAAUAGAUAUGUACUCCAAGAAUGGUGUUUUGAGCUAUGCAAGACAAGUUUUUCAUCAGGGUUGUCUCUCAAAAGAUGUGAUCACUUGGAGUUCUAUGAUCUUGGGUUACGGAUUACAUGGUAAAGGUCAAGAAGCAGUUGAUUUGUAUGAUAAAAUGAUUGCAAAUGGAGUCAAACCAGAUACAAUAGUUGUCGUUGGAGUUCUUUCUGCGUGUAGCAGAUCAGGGUUGACCGAAAAAGGCCUUGAUAUCUAUAAAAAGGCGAUAAAUGUUUAUGGGAUUGAACCAAAUGCGGAAAUGUGUUCUUGUGUGGUUAACUUGUUUAGACAAUCGGGUAAACCCGAGAAAGCCUUGACUUUCAUCAAGGGUAUGCCUUCAAAACCUGGACCGGGUGUUUGGGGAGCUCUUGUGAGUUCUUUGGAUGGUCACACAGACACUGAGACGAAAGUUUUGGGUUACAGAUCACUUAUGGAGAUUGAACCUGAUAAUCCAUCUAACUAUGUUGGGCUUGCUAAUCUGUAUGCAACUUCUGGAAAAUGGACAUAUGCGGCUGAUGUAAGAAGGGCAAUGAGGGACAGAGGCUUAAAGAAGUCUCCUGGAUGCAGCUGGAUUAGUAUCAACAGCAAAACUCAUAGCUUUUGUGUUUCUGAUAGAGCACAUCCUGCAUCCAAUGAGAUAUACGAAACUUUGAAUGAACUGAUCCUCAUGGCGAAGAGCCCUGGUCCAGAUUCUUGCUUGAUUGGAAAAUUGUAGGUGUCAAGAUGGGUGGGUCAGGUAAUAGCUUAAAACAGGGAUAUGCUGACCAGGUUGCUUCAAGCACAUGGACAGUCAAGUUUUCUUGGAUACAUCAAAGAUCACAAUAUGGGCGGCUUGGGUAACUCAACAUGGAGCUGGGUUUACGGCUGGGUUGGUUAGGAACUUAGGUUAACCCACAACAUUUUGCGUCCGAAUUUCUGGUUUUUUUUAUAGCAUAAGUAAUGCAUUAGUAGACAUUGGCGGACUUCCGAUUCAUACCACCGUUAUACGUGUUACUUGUUCCACUCUUGGCUAAAGUUUUUUAUUUGAGUCAUUUUAGAGACAAUACAACCCAUAUUGACCUAUCCUUAUGGUACAGCAUUAGAAUUUAAAAGAAAUGUACUUUCUGAUGUAAUAUAUACCAAGGAACAAAACUGAAUCUAA